AUGUCGCAGGCAGCCUUUGGUGGAUGGGAACUCGACAACAACGUCGAGCUUGUCGAUCCGAGACGAGAUGGCCUCUACAACUACGAUGCUGAAGCCCAGAAGGCCUUGAACCAACAGCGGCCAUGGGUUAAAGACCCUCACCACUUCAAACAUGUCCGAAUCAGCGCUGUGGCGCUAAUCAAGAUGGCAAUGCAUGCCAGGUCCGGCGGAUCCCUCGAGGUCAUGGGAUUGAUGCAGGGCUACGUUUCCCACGAGACCUUCAUCGUCACCGAUGCCUUCCGACUUCCCGUUGAAGGAACAGAGACCCGUGUUAACGCCCAGGACGAAGCGAACGAAUACAUUGUCGAGUACUUGGACCAGUGCCGUGCUCAGGGAAGGCAGGAGAACGUCGUGGGGUGGUAUCAUAGCCACCCGGGUUACGGCUGCUGGUUGAGCGGUAUCGACGUGGAAACCGAGUAUAUGCAGCAAACCUUUCAGGAUCCAUUCUUGGCCGUCGUGAUUGACCCUGACCGCACCAUCAGCGGUGGCAAGGUCGAGAUUGGAGCCUUCCGAACAUACCCUGCCGACUACAAGAGCACUGACGGUCUAGGAGCAUCCGACGGCUAUGAGGCUGUGCCUCUCGCUAAAGCAGCCGAGUUUGGUGCCCAUGCGAACCGAUACUAUAGCCUUGAGGUGUCCCAUUUCAAGAGCACUCUCGACUCCCAUCUCCUCGAGCAGCUCUGGCACAAGUACUGGGUCCAGACCCUCAGCCAAAACCCGCUUCUCACCAACCGUGACUAUGGCAACAAGCAAUUACUGGAUCUUAGUUCCAAGAUUCGAGAUGCCACGACCAACAUCACCCGUACCAGAGGUGGUCAGGGGGGCAUGUUUGGUGGUGUCGGCAGCUCUAGGUUAGAUAGGACAGUGGCCAAGUUAGCCCAGGACACCAACCAGAUUGCCAGCCGGGAGAGGACGGGACUUACUGCCACAGAGGUCAAGGCGAAGCUCUUCAACGAUCUUGUGAGCAAGAGCUGA
This is a messenger RNA of Clonostachys rhizophaga, 1014 nucleotides long. Lineage: Eukaryota; Fungi; Ascomycota; Sordariomycetes; Hypocreales; Bionectriaceae. The record is from the annotation of a GenBank genome assembly.